CAGUAAAGCAAAGGCAGCGAUCGAGUGCGAAGGUGCCUAAAAGAUAUCUCCAGAUUUACUUGUUUUUUUGCAUUCAAUAAGCAUAAGCAAUAUGUUCUACAAACUGAGCACACGCGGCAUUGCCACUCGCGUCGGCAAUCUGGCGCAGAAGACACAAGCCAAACACUCGGCGGCUGUUUCCACAGAGAACGCUCGCUCGGAAGCGGUUUUUGCACGUGAACAAAAAUAUGGAGCACACAACUAUCAUCCGUUGCCGGUGGCGCUGUCGCGUGGCGAGGGGGUGCAUGUGUGGGAUGUGGAGGGUAAACGGUAUUUUGACUAUUUGAGCGCCUAUUCCGCUGUCAAUCAGGGUCACUGCCACCCAAAGAUUAUCAAGGCGCUCACAGAGCAAUCACAGAAACUGGCGCUGACGUCACGGGCCUUCUACUCGGACGUUCUGGGCGAAUAUGAGGAAUUUGUGACCAAGUUCUUUGGCUACGACAAGGUGCUGCCAAUGAACACCGGCGUCGAGGGCUGCGAGACGGCCUGCAAGCUGGCCCGCAAGUGGGGAUAUGUGAAGAAACAGAUACCGAAGAACAAGGCCAAGAUCAUUUUUGCCCGCAACAAUUUCUGGGGACGCACACUGGCUGCCGUCUCAGCAUCGAAUGAUCCGUCCAGCUUUGAGGGCUUCGGUCCAUUUAUGCCCGGAUUCGAGCUGAUCGAUUACAAUAAUACGGCGGCGCUGGAGCAGGCGCUGCAGGAUCCGAACGUGUGCGCCUUCAUGGUGGAGCCCAUUCAGGGCGAGGCUGGCGUCGUUGUGCCCGACGACGGUUAUUUGCGGCAGGUGCGCGAUCUGUGCACCAAGCACAAUGUGCUCUGGAUAGCGGAUGAGGUGCAGACGGGACUGGCGCGCACAGGACGCAUGCUGGCCAUCGACUAUGAACAGGUGAAACCCGACAUACUCAUCCUGGGAAAGGCACUCUCGGGCGGAAUCUAUCCCGUCUCGGCGGCACUCUGCAAUGAUGAAAUCAUGCUGUGCAUCAAGCCCGGCGAGCACGGCUCCACCUAUGGCGGUAAUCCGUUGGGCUGUCGUGUGGCCAUUGCUGCGUUGACGGUGCUCCAGGAGGAGAACCUGGCCGAGAACGCCUUUAAAAUGGGUCAACUACUGCGCUCUGAGCUGUCCAAGCUACCCAAGGAUGUGGUCUCUGUAGUCCGUGGCAAGGGACUGCUCAAUGCCAUCGUCAUUAAUUCGAAAUUCGAUGCCUGGGAUGUUUGCAUGAAGCUCAGGGAUAAUGGACUCCUGGCCAAGCCCACCCAUGGCGACAUCAUUCGCUUUGCCCCGCCUCUGGUUAUCACCGAGACGCAAAUGCUCGAGAGCAUUGACAUCAUCAAGAAGACCAUUCUAUCCAUGUAAUAAUUAAUAAUAUAUAACAGGGGAAGAUAGCAUUUAAUUAGUUUACUAACAUUUGUAAAACCAAACUGAAAAGUCUGAAAAUAUAUAUUGAAUAAACCAUG
This is a messenger RNA of Drosophila grimshawi, 1494 nucleotides long. It is a transcript of the gene Oat, whose product is annotated as ornithine aminotransferase, mitochondrial. The record is from RefSeq and is a predicted model, not a curated record. Lineage: Eukaryota; Metazoa; Arthropoda; Insecta; Diptera; Drosophilidae. The transcript has 3 exons. Gene Ontology annotation, molecular function: pyridoxal phosphate binding; identical protein binding; L-ornithine transaminase activity. The coding region runs from base 92 to 1393 and encodes 433 amino acids. Gene Ontology annotation, cellular component: cytoplasm.